Alligator mississippiensis (American alligator) is the source of this 8885-nucleotide messenger RNA. RefSeq names its product ST3 beta-galactoside alpha-2,3-sialyltransferase 2 (gene ST3GAL2). The transcript has 8 exons. Bases 1287 to 2330 code for a protein of 347 amino acids. Gene Ontology annotation, molecular function: beta-galactoside (CMP) alpha-2,3-sialyltransferase activity. The record is from RefSeq and is a predicted model, not a curated record. NCBI's taxonomy places the organism in Eukaryota, Metazoa, Chordata, Crocodylia, Alligatoridae.
AUGCCACGGUCGGGGGCGGGUGAAAAGGCGGCGGCUGCGGGGCUUUGUGGUUGAGCGGAGCGGAGAGAAGCUGGGUCUGGAUUGCGGCGGCGGGUGUCCGCCGUCCGCGCCCUGCAGGAUGCCCAGCUCGGGCUCCCGGAGCGCAGCCAGCUAGCAGAAGGGCUUGUUGCCUAAAGGAAUUGGUGUGGGAGUGAGCAGAAAGCUGCCUGAGUGGAUAUGGGGGAUCCCUGAGGAGGAUGUUAUUACAGCAGCAGCUUCUCCAGGUGAGCAACAGGGAGAAGAUUGUCAUGGGAUUAUUUAAACACCUAAGCAGCAGAGCAGGAUGGCUCCCAGAGAGGAUGAAUGAGGCUGCAGCUGAAGGUCAGCCAGGGCCCGCCCCCAGCAGCAGGUGGCAGGAGUGAUUGGUACCGUGUUGUGGAUGGAGCAGGCAAGCAAGUAUAUGCACCAGACCUACAGCUGUUCCUAGGCCUGGUUACAGAUGUGGAGCUCAAGAGCUCGGCUGUCUCCUUGGCAACAGAAGGUAGGGGGCUCUCUCGGAGGAGAGCAGAUGCGGAUGGGAAGCAGCAGCAAGCCAGGUUUGGGUGAUAUGCUGCGGGAUCACAGAUCUCCAGUCCCCUGCAUGGAGUUACCCUAAGAUGCAGUGAACUUUUCUUCCCCCUCCUGGAUGGAGUUUCAGAGCGAGGGGUUGGCUUAGCAGGCCACUUCCCCAGAACAUCAGGCCAGAUCUUGGGCCUAGGGGCACAAAAACCCUGUCCCUUGUUUUUUCUGGCAAGCAAAGAUUGUGAUGGCCCUUCAGGGAAAGAGGAGAUGAUGAGCCCCAUCAGGGUCCAAGCCCAGGACAAUCCUUUUUCUCACAAGAGAUGAGCACUUCAGUUGCUUUUCAGUGAAAGAUCUGGGGUCUCCGAAGGCAGCUUCUGCGGAAGGAGGACUGGCUGCUGGAUCCCUGCAAUUGUGUAGCCCCAGCAGCAUAUGCUCUCCCCUUGGACAAUAGAAGAGUCCCUGUGGCCCAGCAAGUCCUCUGUGGGGCUCCAGGGAGCUGUGAAGGCAUGUGCAGUGACUGAAGAGUCCCCAGGGCACUAGAUUUGUUGCUGAGCCAGUCUUCAUUGCAGUUCCCUCCUGCUUUGUGCGUUCCCCCUGUGUUCUAUGCCCUUUGUCUGCUGCAACAGAGAAGGUGGGCAGUGAACCAUUGGCACAGGCUGGCCAAGAGGCCAGCAGGCAACGCAGUGGCUGCAGUGACCUCUCCUCUGGCCCAGCAGGGUGGCCUCUUCCCCUCAACCCCACCCACCAUGAAGUGCUCCCUGCGGUUCUGGUUCCUGUCUACUGCUUCCCUGCUUGUCUUCGUCAUGUCUCUUCUCUUCACCUACUCGCACCACAGCAUCACCUACCUGGACCCCAGCAGCCUCAAUGGCAUCCACCGGGUCAAGCUGGUGCCUGGCUAUGCUGGUAUGCAGCGUGUCGGCAAGGGUGGGCUCUUCAUGAAGAGCUGUGCUUGCCAGCAGUGCAUGGAGGAUGCCAGGGCCUCAGACUGGUUCAACAGCCACUAUGACAGUAACAUCUCCCCAGUGUGGACGAAGGAGAACAUGGACCUCCCGUUGGAUGUCCAAAGAUGGUGGAUGAUGCUGCAGCCCCAGUUCAAGUCCCAUAACACUAAUGAGGUCCUGAGCAAGCUCUUCCAGAUUGUGCCUGGUGAGAACCCAUACAGCUACCGGGACCCCCAGAAGUGUCGGCGCUGUGCUGUUGUGGGCAAUUCGGGCAACCUGCGCGGCUCUGGUUACGGGCGAGAGAUUGAUGGGCAUGACUUCAUCAUGAGAAUGAACCAGGCCCCAACGGUAGGUUUUGAAGCAGAUGUCGGGAGCAGGACCACCCACCACUUCAUGUACCCAGAGAGUGCCAAGAAUCUGCCUGCUAAUGUGAGCUUUGUGCUAGUGCCCUUCAAAACCUUGGACUUGCUGUGGAUUGCUAGUGCCCUGUCAACUGGACAGAUCAGAUUCACAUACGCGCCUGUGAAGCCUUUCCUUCGGGUGGACAAAGAAAAGGUGCAGAUCUACAAUCCGGCUUUCUUCAAAUACAUCCAUGACCGAUGGACAGAGCACCAUGGUCGAUACCCAUCCACAGGGAUGCUAGUGCUGUUUUUUGCGCUUCAUGUUUGCGAUGAGGUGAAUGUCUUUGGAUUUGGUGCAGACAGCCGAGGCGACUGGCACCACUACUGGGAGAACAAUCGUUAUGCUGGAGAGUUCCGGAAAACCAGGGUGCAUGAUGCUGACUUUGAAGCUCACAUCAUUGACAUGCUGGCAAAGACCAGCAAGAUUGAGGUUUAUCGUGGCAACUGAUGUGCCAGAAGACUCUGUGCUUCAGCUGUUAUUUCAGAAUCAGGUUUCAAGAAAUGGGAUGACUGUCAUGGCCUCCUGCCCUAGGGAUGGGUGGGCAAAUCUUGCUGUGACAGAUCCCAGAUCAAUCAAGAUGAGCUAUUGGGUUCAGUCUGUGGUCCCUCAUGACCACUUGUGAUGGUUUGGCUAAACAGGAUACUUAGUUCCUUCAACCAAUCAGGUUCAGAGAGAAAAGGAAACUCUUGUUUUUAAGGAAAAAAAAACAAAAAAACAUCCUGUGUGGGAUAAAAAGGAUUCACAAGCAAAAAUCUGUUGCGGAUUUAAGUCGUAUGCUUCUGACCCAAUCUCCUCACGGUCAGACCAAAUGCUGCUCUUUUUAAAAAUAAUCAUGUCAGAAGAAAGCCCAAACAAUCACAUUCCCAGGCCCAGGGAGAAGCCGCAUGUUUGGACCAUUCUCCUGUGCGACGGCAGUCUUCUGGGAGCUUCAGCACUGACUAGCCCUAUAGAACGGGGUGGGAUUUUUGCCCAAUCUCCCACAUUCUAAGCUCUAACUAGAACAGUUUGGAACAAGCUUGGGAGCAUCUGGGCAAUUUUUCUUCCCUCCUUUCCCUUUGAUAAUGGCAAUCGUUCUCCUGGAGGAGGUUUCCUGCAUUGUUAUUAUAAUUAUCGUUAUUAGUAUUAUUUUUUUGUACAAUCAGGUUCAAAAUGCUGAAUAGACUGUUGGUUAUUGUGGGUGGACACAAUCAUUUUGACUCAAAAGGUCUAACUUGGCAAAGGAAGGGGUGGGGAAAGGGCUCAGUUUUUGGGUGGACACUGUACCCAAACUGUUAGGUAUGAGCCUGCUGAUGAGACUUCUCACCAAGUUGAAGAUUUUAGAGCUUGAUGAAAUAUUCAGAGGAAGGCCCCUGUUGCAGCAGUGAGGCAGGAUCAGGCUGCUCGGGGAACUGGGUUGGGUGUAGACUGGAAGUCUGAAAUUGGCCAGUGUUUACAGCUACCUAGGAGCUAUUCCUAGGGGAUAGGAGGAAAGGAAAGGAAGAGAAAUCUCAGAUGAAGCCUGGUGUCCUUCUUUCCUUUCAUCCUUGUUCUAGGAUUAACUAGUUGUGUGGUGGACUGAGGAGGAAACCAUGCCAAAGGCAGCUAAGGAAUCUGGAGAACCUGUGGCCUAGACACCUUGUCCCCCAUUCUACUAAUUUCCAGCUGAGCUUUAGAGUGGGUAGGGAGAAUUCCCUUCAUACACCAGUUACCUCUUCCUAAUCUUAAUCCACAAGGCAUCUUUUUUUAAACUCUUUUCCUCCACCAGCAUCCCCUGGCACCUCCUCCACUUGAAAGCCCAGUGUGUCUCCCAGAAGAGAAUGUCUUCACAACAAGGGGUCCAAGUGAAAAUAUACUGGUUUCUUGCAAGGUUGUGAUAAAAGUGGAGAUGGUGGCAGCCCAUUGCCUGUGGUUGGUUAAGGUGCUACUUUGCUGUGUUCACUGUAAAUAGCAAGGCUUACCAUCACAAAAUCACUAAUAUCUAAGCUGUAUUGCAGCCUGGCAAGCUCCAUCUAUAGGAAAGGGACUGUCCCAAUGAGCUAAUCUAGUUACAGCUGGUUAUAAACAGAGGCUCUUCUCUCUUCAGAUGGCUGCUUCUCAAUAGUGUUGCUUAUUGGCCCCUGCAGGGACAGUCAUAACAGCUAGCAAGCAUUGUCUGGUGGGCUUGCAAAGAAAGGUGCUGGGGAAGGGGCGGUUUGGGGGAGAAUGUUCCAGGGAAAUCCCCAUCAGUCACUGUACGAACUGUACGAGGCAGCAUGCACUGUCAGCCAGAACAGUCUCGGCUGCAGUGGUGGUAUGUGGGGAAAAAUAUUAGAUUUAAUUUUGAAUUUGGGAUGAAGGAACAAUUCAAAAUAAUCUCGAAUGAAGUGAAAUACGGCUGUUGGUUUUCAAGUACAUCUCCCAGCCAAAAGCCUGAAGUCCUCCCUCCAUUUAUAUUCAUGAGAGAACUGCAGGGUUUGGCUCAUGAAUAUAUGUGUAUUUGGUCAAGGCAUGGAGUUAAAGGAUAGUGGGAAAGGCUUCUGUGUAAUAACCACUGAAAGGAGUACCUGAUGUAUACUGGUUUUACUGGCUGUCUUUGACAAACCAGAAGCUCUUUGUAGACCUUUGACUCUUUGCAAACCCUGAAGGAUGUCAUGCCUUUCCCCUGUAUCCUUUUUUUGCUCGAAUUGGGUCCUACUGCUGGAAUAGAGCUCAGCCUGAGUCAUCCGAGCCAAGUCCAUGCAUGGCUUUGGGAACCAUUGUUUCUUUUGCCUGUGUUUGGCCUUAAGUGUGCAGGUAUUCAGGUGAGAGCAGCUCCCCUAAAGGCAGGAUGCGAGUAGAGAAAUUGGAGGUGGCUUCCCUGUGAGCUAGGCUAUGUUCCAUUAGGGAAUAAAGCCCAGAGCUAGACACUGUGUGUGUGUGUGUGUGUGUGUGUGUGUGUGUGUGUGUGUGUGUGUGUGUGUGUGUACAGGGAUGUAUGAGUUUGGGAGAUCAAAGGAGAAUGACUGCCUCUUAGCCAGUUGGUGCUGGAAGGACUGAAAGCGUACAAUCAUGCCAAACAGUAUUAAAUGGAAUAACUUAUUCCUGCUUGUAUCUUAGGACAUGUCUGUGCUAGUGGCUGUAAAGAAGAAGGAUCCUAGUCUGACAUACCCAUGGUGACCAAAGCCCCUAGUGUAGAAGCUGUUAUAGUGGCAAAACUGAACUUUCACCGAGGCAGCUCAUUUCACAUGUGGUUGAUCGUUUAUUUAACUUAGUACAAAGGUCAGUUUUGCCAGGUUAGCUGUAUCCACACUUGGGAGUGCAGCAUGGUAUUGUAUACCAGCAUUGCUGCAGUAGUGAAGGGCUCAUGGAGUAGACAGCCAUAGCUGAAAUGUGUGAUAUUGGGAGAAAAGGGGCCCAGUAGUGGCUCAGAUCUCCUUGUUGCAAUAGCUAUUUAAACAUUGAUAGUGGGGUUUUUUCCUUUUGUAUCUGUGACUCCUGUAUAGCAGUCACUCCUAGGUUUGUUUUUGUUUUGACUUUUUCUUUCUGCAGUGGUGAAACUCAAGUCUUAGGACCUGCUACAGCAGCCAAGUGAUGGCUCCUGUUGUUGGGUCUGCAGGGCUCUAAAUAAGUAGGUUGGAUGAAGGUCUGAGACCUUGAAUCUAAAAGUUCUGCUUGUGAUAUCAUGCAGUCACACUACUUGCUUGCCAAGCAGCCACUUUGGAUAGUCCAGGCAAAACAGAGCAACUCCUCCAUUGUAGUGCCCCACCGGGGCUUGUAAAGAUAACUUGGAAACCAAAAAUCAGCAGGUCAUUCUAUGAAUUGCAUGCUGGAGUUUUGACAGGACAGUGAAACCUGAAUUCUUUCCUCACCCCUUUCUUCCUGGGAGACAGAGGAAGGAGGAGGGAUUUAUUUCAAGCCCUGGUUUCAACCCUGUUUUUAGAAGAAAUAAAAAAUUUUAAAACUUAGCAACAAAGAGUGCCUUGAAUCAUCUACCGCCUGUUAAACUGGAUGCCACUCGCUCCCCACACUGUCUGCGAGCACAGUUUGUUAAUGUUGCCUGCUUUCACCGGUGGUCUCAGCUGCUUCCUUCAUUACUUCCAUGCUUCUGUGUUUAUGACAAAUUGGAGCUUGAUGCUGGGGUUAGCUGAAAAAUGGUUAUUAUAAUGGGGAAGGCAGAGAGGUUGCCAGCUGCUUCCUUUCAUGGAGAUGCUGCUGACAUUCCAACCUCUUCCUGCUCUCAGUGGUGGGCAAUGUCAAGUAAGGAGAGAGAGCUGCAUUUGUUUAAAAUCUCCAGUUGCUGGUUUUGGUAAAAGUGGUCUGGCUCCUGUCAAGUGGAAGAAGGAGGUACUGGGUUGACAACUGAGGAGUGACAGGAGCUGUCCUACCAAACAGGAUCUGGCUUCUGGUGCUCUGACUUCCUGCAGAGCAUGCUCCGGGCAAAAUUCUGCUUUGCUGCUAAGAUGUCUCAGGGGCAUGGAGGCAGCCUUCUUAAAGUGACUGAUUCAUGAAAUGGCAUCUUUGCCCUGUGUAAUAGCCUGGAUCCCACUAAGAUGUCAGUUUUGUGUCCAGGAGAAACCAACAAACAUGAUUUGCAACCUAAAAAACAUGACUUACAAGGAAAAGAUGGAAGUACUGAGAUGAUUUAGUCUGGAGAAGAGAAGACCAAGGAGGGAUCUGAAGACUCUUCAAAUAUAUAAAGGGUGGUUAUAAAGAGGAUGGUGCUAGAUGGUUCUCUGUCCACAGCGGGCAGGCCAAGAUUGAAUGUUCUUAAAUAGCAACGGCAUGUUUUAGGUUAGAUAUAAGGAAGAAUUUUUUAACUCUGAGGGUGUUCAAGUGAUGUGACAGAUUACCUGGAGAGACUUUGGAAACUCCAUCAUUGGAACUUUUUAAACUGCAGGUUAGGCAAACCUUUAUCUGGGACAGUUUAAAUGGAAGUGAUCUUGCCUUGAGCAGGGGGUUGGACUCGCUGACCUCCAUCCUUCCAGCCCCGUUUCCCUACAAUUCUGCGUUUUGCUCUGCACAACUAAAUCUAUUCUAUGGUAGGGGCCUGGAAGCAAUUGAGCAUGACCAGGGAGUUUGUAAUGCCAGUAAUGCUCCUUUCCAAGACAGUUUCACCAAGAUGCACAUAAAUACGGUGCAGAAUCCUGAGGCUGUAGAUGCCCAAACAUUCUCACUGGGGACUGGUUUUGGAGUUCAUGGUGAUGAUGGUACCUGCCACAACUGCCCUAUACCUUAGUGUUUAGAGCACUCUGAUGGGCACGAACCGGAGAUGAGGAAAUUUUGGAUCUUAAGUCUCCCAUGUCAUGGGCAAACUUCCUAAACUAGGGUAUAUGAGAAGUCUUUAUACUGAGGUCAGUGCAGUUGUCAGCAGGCAGGUCUCCCUGCUCGGGUCACAAGUGCUGCUAAGAUGGCUAUGUCUUAUGCCAGGGGCUUUCAAUGCGGGGGUGGUACUUGAGAUGGCCUCAAGGGGUAAUUGGCAGCCAGUGGCACUUCUUCUGCUGGUACUUUUGCCGCCACACGGUUGUUGAUCAGCUGCAGGGGACGCCCCCCCAACUGACUGGCUGCUGGGGGAACCCCACCCCCCGGCUCAUCUGGCUGCAGGGGGACUCCUGCCUUCUUAACUGGCCACUGGGGGUACACUGACCCAAAAAGGUUGAAAACCCUGGUCUUAUGUAGUCAACAUAAAGGAGAAUCCCACCAAAUAUUAAUGAGAUGGAUGGAGAGCUGAGCAUCUCCUGGCCAAUGGAAGGUCCAGCUCUGGAAAUCUUUAAGUGCUUCCUAGUGAAGGGCAUGGCAGAGCUAUGCAGUUCUGCAGGGCAAAGUAGAAUGCUCCUCUGGAAGCCCCGAGGUCCCCAGUGAGACUUCAGGAGAACUGCACAUAUACACUGGGGAAGUAGAAGACCCCUGAUCAGGACUUGGCUGGUAGCUGUUUCAGACAUCUAGUGGGCCAAGUAGAAUUGUGCCCUCCCUCUCCACUGCUUGGUGCGUGCUCCCCAGCCAGAGCAGGUUGUCAAAACUUUCCUUUUUCAGCUAGUUCCUCUCUCUUCUUGCAAACAGUCUCUAGUGCAUUGUGUCACAAGGAUUUGCUAACACUUGUCUCCUUGGCAGACUGGCCAAUGGAUGCCUGCUUUAGCAUGCUGUGAGCAAGCCCCAUGGAAACAGGACUGUGGGGUGCAGUGUCUUACAAGUACCACUGUACUGACCAUGGAGGAAGCAGGAGACAAAGGCAGAGGCAGUGGGCAAGGUGUGCUAUCUCCUUCCAUCAGGUACCACAGACAAAUUUGGCUUGGAGUUGGUGGGGUCUGCCCCAGUUCAUUAUUGGCAUUCUCCACCCCAACACAACCUUUCAUAAGUAGAGUCCAUGCUUGCAUAGCUGGAUCAGUCUGGCUCAAGGCAGCCCCAGUGUCCUGGGAGCUACUGGGCCUAUUGCCCCAGUUGUUGCUGCAGUCUGGUUGGUCUGUGGUGGUUCUGUCCCAAUGAACUUUGGAAGAAAAGGAUGGUUCCAGUUCUGCAAAGAUGACUCCGGUCUCUCCUUAACUGCAUGGAGGUGAGCAGGCCCAUGCAGUGCAGUAGGAUCCUUCAUGAGCAUCUCUGUUGAAUUGGAACCCAGCUUGUCACGAGCUGCUGAAGCAGAGAGUUUCUUAGUGGUGCUUCCAUAAGUCCUUGGGAUCCUACUGAACUUAUGGUCAUUUACCAAAUGCCUUGGAAGGGACUCCUGGCCCAGCUUUUGUCUGCUGGUCUAACAUCUGUGUGCCAGCCUUUCCCAUUGCCUCUGUGCUUUGCUACUUCUGUACACAAUGGCUGUCUUAAUCCAAUUUUACGUUGGCUAAUUUAAACAUGCAUCAGAGAUGUUCUGUUACUUCCUUUUGUUGUAAGGUCCCUGCUGGUGCUAUGCCUUCUUCCCCCCUCCUCCUCCCUACUCUUCGGUUAUUACGUGCACUUUUAUUGUAUUUGGGUUUCUGGGUUUUAGUUUGUCUUGGUUUUUUUCCUUUCACAGGUUACAAUGGACAAAUGGGGUUUAUUUUAUGUUUUACUAUACACAAUAAAAUCUAUCAUUGUUCCUUC